GAAUAAUCUUAUAAUUUGUAACAAUGUAUAUCACGCGUUAAGAAAGAUUAAAACGUAAUUAUUUUUUCGCGCCAUAAAUGCGACAGACAAAAGGUCUAUCUUGACAAUGGUCAAGUGCUACACAGUGAUCAGUCGCGCGUGGUGUAGUAUCAGCGCUUGCUAUCGGCUCUCAGUCGAAUCGAAGACACCUCCGCGUUUGGAUGAUAAUCUGUGGCGAUUAAAAAAUAAGUGCAUACCAAAAAUGAAUUUUAUAAUUUCAAAGUUUAUGUGGAAUAAUGGAACGCGGAUUAACCAAUAUAUAUUUGCAGUUAUCAUAACAAUUCCCUUGCUCAGCUUCGGCAUGGUGCAAGGCUGGCUUUCGCCCAUGAUAUCCGUGCUGCAGUCCCCGGAGGGGCCGUCCGCGCAGCCGUUCACGUCGUCCGACAUAUCCUGGAUGACGUCCGUCACGUACAUCACUGCGAUCAUCUUCGGCGCCCCCAUGGGCCACCUGACAGACAAGUACGGCAGGAAGGUGAUGACGCUCAUCACCACAUUGUCGCUUAUUAUUUACUGGCAGAUAAAGCUAUUCUGCCUGUCGCCGUGGGCGCUCAUCUUCGCAAGGGCCAUAGCCGGGAUCCCUUGCUCGGCCUGCUACAUCGUGCUACCUAUCUACCUGAAAGAGAUCAGUGACAUCGACCUCAGAGGCGCUCUCGGGUCACUACUUAUAUUGAAUAGGAAUAUAGGCUACCUGGCCAGUUAUGUGUGCGCUGACAUACUCUCAGUGAGCACUAUGCUGUGGAUGGGUCUGCUGGUGCCGACCGUGGUAUUCUUCAUCUUCCUCAUUAUGCCUGAGACGCCGGAGUUCCUCGUCAAGCAAGGAAAGAUUGACGAAGCAAAGACAGUGUUAGCUUGGCUGCGCGGUACCUCAGUGAUAGACAGGAGUAUAGAGAUGGAAAUAGAGAGUAUCGUGAAGGUGGAGAAGCAGACCAGGGCUGGCAAUAACUCGCCUUGGAGUAUUAUACUGCGCGACAAGCCAACGUUCAAAGCUUUCAUCAUCACGCUCGUCAUCAAGAUCACUCAACAAUUCGACGGGUACCUCAUCGUGCUGAUCUACGCUGGCAUCGUGUUUGGACAGGCGUCGGAGUCAAUCGACCUGAACCUCAGUCCCAACAAGCAGGUCAUGAUGAUCGGAGUGGUACAGCUGAUCGGCUCCACUGUCGCCACGUGUAUUGUAGAGAAGACUGGGAGAAAACUGCUCCUGGUGACCACCUCGUUUGCAGUGGGAGUGGGCAUGUUGGUGCUGUCAGCGUGGUUCUACCUGACGUCGGUGGGCGUGUGGCUGCCGGGCUGGCUGCCCGUGCUGGCCAUGUGUCUGUGCAUCUUCGCUGACGCCGCCGGGUUUCAGCCCAUCUCGUAUAUCAUCAUCACUGAUCUGUUCACGUUCCAACUCCGUGGCACAGUCUCGUCCUUCGCCAACAUCUGCGCGAAGCUUAGCAACUUCAUUCAGACGAAAUGGUUCACCAGCUUGUGUGAACUCAUCGGAACGCAUUGGACCUUCUUAUUCUUCGCCGUGGUCUGCUUCAUCGGCUGCUUUUAUACAGUAUUAGACUUCCCCGAAACCAGGAACAAGUCUGUCGAAGAGAUUUACGAGAAGCUCUCUGGCAGAAAUCGAGAGAAAGAGAUAAAAGACAGCAAUAAGACUGAUAUUAUGCCUUAGUGUGAGUGAGAGAAAUAGUGUUUUGUGAUGUGUUAUAUACAAUAUUUUAUUUGUGAACUAUUAUAUGAAGUUUGUGUGUAUAGUACAGAACAUAUCGUAGUCAUUUCUGUGCGUUAGCUAUACUCUAUUUAUAAGUGUUACGGAAAAUUUGAAUGCUGUGAGUCAUUUGUUCUACGGCUGUCAAUUUAUUAUCGUAAAUUUACCUGAUAUUAUUCAGAAAAAGUUUAAAGCCAAAGACAAAGAAAACUAUACACUAUAAUGGUCGUAGCAAUAUGAGACAGAAUAAGUAUUCAAUAUGCUUUUUUGGCAGGUUGCAAAAGUUGCCUUGUAAAAGCUGUUAUGAAUGGCAAAAGGAGUUCGCGCUCUGUCCUAUUUCUGCACGUGUAUUUAUAAUACACUGCUCUCUUUCUAGCAUUAGCGAAGUAACAACGUCUAUAGUUUUCUCUGUCCACCUUCACACCAAACUGGCUAAAAUUCUAACAUUGAUGAAUUUAUUCCUAAUUGUAUAUGUUCUAUUUACUUAUAUUUCCUUGUGGCAUUGAAUUAUAUAAGAAUCGUUAAGGUAAUUAAUAGACCAACAGAAAAUAUCUGUUUUCUUUAUUAAUUUGUUUCAAGAAAACAAAAUGAGUUAAGAUAGUAUCCUUUUUAACAGUAACGAUGAUGAAAUGGAUUGAAAAUAAUGUAAUGGAUUGAAAAACAUUAUUUUCUUAAAAAGUCAAUGUUGUAUGUAUGUUUUAUUCAGGAUUGUAGUAUGUGCCUUCUAGUUGGCAAGUUUAAGAACUUGCUCACUGAGCAAAAACUUAGUCGCUAGGCCAUAAUAAUAUAUUUUAUGUGAUAAUCGUAAAUGUAAAAUGUAUAUAAUGUAAUGAUUUAUAAACUAUUAAUUUGUGAAUAGAUUUCACAUUCAUUGUGAUAAAUAUCGAUCUACUAGGAGAUUAAAUUGUAAUAAGUGAUCACAACCUGUCAUUUGUUUAUUAACCUAAGUAGCAACUUGUGCGGUUUGAAAUAAGUAAAAUACUUUACUUAAAAAGUUUUGGAAGUAAAAAAAUUUAGUCAAAAUUUAUUUUCGUAACUCUGAACACUUUUACAAAAAAACACGCAAAUUACCUAGUUAUUUUUUAAGUUUAAUCCCCUUGGUAGAUAUUUUUAUUGUAUUUAAUUGUUUAGUUAUGUACUAAACGUAUUAUAGAAAUUAAAAUUAAUAGAAUUAUUUCAAUUAUUCUAAGUUUUACUUGUGCUUUGUAAAAGCACGUUUUUAAUUGAAAUCUUGAUUUUUUUUAUUUAUAGAUACGUCUGAUUACUGACUUUGAUAUUUAAACAGACAAUAGUCACCGGCGCAAACUAGGCUCUAAACUUGUGUUGUAUAAUAUGUACUUAUUGUUUGUUACAAAAAUCAAAAAUUAUUCGGUAACCAGACAUAUUUUUACAAAAAAUAUCCAUAUUAAUAAAAACAAUGAUUAUUUAUUUAAUACAUUAAUUAUAACGUGGUUAGACUGAGUUUAGCCAUGUCAUGCAUUGUAAGUAUUUUAAUUGUUGAAUUUUAUCGAAUAAACGAAUUUAUUUACAAGACUUGUUGCCUUACAAGUUGCUGUUAA
Molecule: messenger RNA, 3291 nt
Organism: Plodia interpunctella (Indianmeal moth)
Lineage: Eukaryota; Metazoa; Arthropoda; Insecta; Lepidoptera; Pyralidae
Product: facilitated trehalose transporter Tret1-like
Exons: 9
Coding region: 107-1696 (529 amino acids)
Biological process (GO): transmembrane transport
Cellular component (GO): membrane
Molecular function (GO): transmembrane transporter activity
Source: RefSeq, a predicted model, not a curated record